This is a messenger RNA of Rhea pennata, 1176 nucleotides long. It is a transcript of the gene TENT5D, whose product is annotated as terminal nucleotidyltransferase 5D. The record is from RefSeq and is a predicted model, not a curated record. NCBI's taxonomy places the organism in Eukaryota, Metazoa, Chordata, Aves, Rheiformes, Rheidae. Gene Ontology annotation, biological process: mRNA stabilization. Gene Ontology annotation, molecular function: RNA binding; poly(A) RNA polymerase activity. The transcript has a single exon. Bases 1 to 1176 code for a protein of 391 amino acids.
AUGACUGAGGGCUUAGACCACAGAUUCAGUAGUCUCACCUGGGAUCAGAUUAAAAUUCUGGAUCAAGUAUUAACUGAGGUAAUACCCAUUCAUGGAAGAGGAAAUUUUCCAACGCUGGAAGUAAAACCAAAGGAUAUCAUUCAUAUGGUAAAGGAACAGCUCAUCAAAAAGCAAAUCAAUGUUCGAGAUAUCCGCCUGAACGGUUCAACAGCUAGUCACAUCCUAGUAAAGCAGAAUGGGACAAGUUAUAAGGACCUAGACAUCAUUUUUGGUGUUGAACUUCCAAGUGAAUUCGAAUUCCAGAUUGUUAAAGAGGCAGUCCUAAAUUGCCUAUUGGACUUUUUGCCAAAAUGUGUUAAUAAAGAAAAAAUCACUGCUCAGACCAUGAAAGAUGCCUAUGUACAGAAGAUGGUCAAAGUCUCCACUGACCAUGAUCGCUGGAGUCUCAUCUCACUGUCAAACAACAGUGGCAAGAAUGUAGAAUUAAAAUUUGUUAAUUCACUCAGACGGCAGUUUGAGUUUAGUGUUGACUCCUUCCAAAUAAUACUGGACUCCAUAUUAAGUGUUUACAGAGAACCAGACUGCAAACUGACUGAAGACUCUCACCCCACAGUUAUUGCAGAGAGUAUGUAUGGAGACUUCAAUGAAGCAAUGGACCACUUAAAGUACAAACUUAUUUCCACCAGGAACCCUGAGGAAAUCAGAGGAGGCGGCCUUCUGAAGUAUAGCAAUCUCCUGGUUCGUGACUUUAAGCCAGCAGAUGAGGCUGAAAUUAAAUCUUUAGAACGCUAUAUGUGCUCCAGGUUCUUCAUUGAUUUUCCAGAUGUUGCUGAGCAGCAGAGGAAAAUUGAGUCAUACCUGCGCAACCACUUCAUUGGGGAAGAAAAAAGCAAGUAUGACUACUUGAUGACUUUGCAUGGAGUUGUAAAUGAGAGCACAGUCUGUCUCAUGGGACAUGAACGAAGACAAACUCUGAAUAUGAUUACAAUUCUGGCUUUAAAAGUACUUGGAGAACAAAACAUCAUCCCAAAUGCAGCCAAUGUAACAUGCUAUUAUCAGCCCGCUCCAUAUAUCAGUGACAGAAACUUCAGCAAUUACUACAUUGCUCAUGGACAACCACCUAUCAUCUACCAGCCAUACGCAUUUCACAUACCAAUGCAAAGUGGCAUGGUUUAG